AUGAACAUUAGAUUAACUAAUCAGAAAAUUUUAAUAGAAUCAAUCGCAACUAAAAUGGUGCAUAGAAAGUGUUCUAGCUUUGGAAAAAAUAUUGAGAAUGGCUUGCCCCUUGAUGUCCCAAAAGGCCAUUUUGUAGUAUAUGUGGGAGAAAAUAGGAGCAGGUACAUAAUUCCAAUUUUUUGGUUGACACAUCCAAGAUUUCAGAGCUUGCUUCAAAGAGCAGAAGAGGAGUUCGGAUUUAGCCAUGAUUCGGGAAUUACUAUUCCUUGUGAUGAAGAUGAUUUCUGCUCUCUAAUUUCCAUGUUCAGAUAG
This is a messenger RNA of Nicotiana attenuata, 312 nucleotides long. RefSeq names its product auxin-responsive protein SAUR50-like. Gene Ontology annotation, biological process: response to auxin. The coding region runs from base 1 to 312 and encodes 103 amino acids. Lineage: Eukaryota; Viridiplantae; Streptophyta; Magnoliopsida; Solanales; Solanaceae. The transcript has 2 exons. The record is from RefSeq and is a predicted model, not a curated record.